ACCUUUCUAUGUAGCCUGUCCUAUAAGAUUUCUUGCAUGUUCUUUGUAUCAUCCAUUUGAAUAUCUCUGGGAGAGGAAUUGAUCUUGUGCUAAAGAUAACAAGGUUCUGGCCUCUGCUUCUGACUUUGCAUAUUUAAUAUGAAGGAAGAAAUUAUUUGAAACAUAUUAAUCUUUUAAAAAGGGAAGCUUCUGAAACGGAAGACCAAAGUCUAACUAGGGCCAAACUGGUUUUGUUGACUCCUCCAGGUUGCUCACAAUGCUGUGCCGAGCUUCUCUUCUUCCUUCCCUGCGCUACCCAGGACGAUUCUGGCGGCAAUCUGAUGGGGCCGGCUCUCACCCUUUCGCAGGCUUACUGGCUCCUAACCUGGUGCUAAGGAAUAAGGCCGUCCGAGGCUGGAGUAACAUACCCUUUAUCACUGUGCCCCUCAUUCGGACCCAUGGCAAGUCCUUUGCUCAUCGCAGUGAGCUGAAGCAUGCCAAGAGGAUCGUGGUGAAACUAGGGAGCGCUGUUGUGACUCGUGGUGAUGAAUGCGGCUUGGCCCUGGGGCGUCUGGCAUCCAUUGUUGAGCAGGUGUCGAUGCUACAGAAUCAGGGCCGGGAGAUGAUGAUUGUCACAAGCGGGGCUGUGGCGUUUGGGAAGCAGCGGCUGCGUCACGAGAUCUUGCUCUCUCAGAGUGUGAGGCAGGCUCUCCACUCGGGGCAGAACCAGCUCAAAGAUAUGGCCAUUCCUGUGCUGGAGGCUCGAGCCUGUGCCGCUGCUGGCCAGAGCGGGCUGAUGGCUCUGUACGAGGCCAUGUUCACACAGUACAGCAUUUGUGCUGCUCAGAUUUUAGUCACCAACUUGGAUUUCCACGAUGAGCAGAAGCGUCGAAAUUUAAACGGGACCUUGCACGAGCUGCUGCGAAUGAACAUUGUCCCCAUCAUCAACACCAAUGAUGCUGUGGUUCCUCCCCCAGAGCCAAACAGUGAUCUUCAGGGGGUAAACGUAAUUAGCGUGAAGGACAAUGACAGCUUAGCAGCACGGCUGGCCGUGGAAAUGAAGACCGAUCUACUGAUUAUUCUUUCAGAUGUCGAGGGACUCUUUGAUAGCCCCCCUGGAUCAGAUGAUGCAAAGCUCAUUGACAUAUUUUAUCCUGGAGACCAGCAGUCUGUGACAUUUGGAACCAAAUCACGAGUGGGGAUGGGAGGCAUGGAGGCCAAGGUGAAAGCUGCCCUGUGGGCUCUCCAAGGAGGUACCUCAGUAGUCAUUGCCAAUGGAACUCAUCCCAAGAUUUCUGGCCAUGUCAUCACAGACAUUGUAGAAGGGAAAAAGGCUGGCACAUUUUUUUCUGAGGUGAAGCCCGCAGGUCCAACGGUUGAGCAGCAGGCCGAAAUGGCUCGAGCAGGAGGCAGGAGUUUAGCAACACUGCAGCCAGAACAGAGAGCAGAGAUCAUCUAUCAUCUUGCUGACCUGCUGACAGACCAACGAGAAGAGAUUCUUAACGCUAACAAAAAGGAUUUGGAAGAGGCUGAGAAUAAAGGGAGACUGGCACUGCCUUUGUUGAAGAGACUUAGUCUCACCACCUCCAAGCUGAACAGCUUGGCCAUUGGGCUGCGUCAGAUUGCAGCAUCUUCACAGGACAGUGUUGGGCGGGUCCUUAGAAGGACACGAAUAGCAAAAGAUCUGGAGCUGGAGCAAGUGACCGUACCAAUCGGGGUCUUAUUGGUGAUUUUUGAAUCCCGGCCUGACUGUCUCCCUCAGGUAUCAGCUUUGGCUAUUGCCAGUGGAAAUGGUCUCUUGCUUAAAGGAGGGAAGGAGGCAUUGCACAGCAAUCAAAUUCUUCACCAUCUGACUCAGGAAGCGCUUUCCAUCCAUGGUGUGAAGGAUGCAGUGCAGCUGGUGAAUACCAGGGAGGAAGUCGAAGACCUCUGCCACUUGGACAAGCUGAUAGAUUUGAUCAUCCCCCGUGGCUCAUCUCAGUUGGUUCGGGAUAUCCAGAAAGCUGCUAAAGGAAUCCCAGUGAUGGGGCACAGUGAAGGGAUUUGCCAUGUGUAUGUGGACUUGGAGGCCAGUGUUGAGAAAGUCACUAGAAUAGUGAGAGACUCGAAAUGUGAAUAUCCUGCAGCCUGCAAUGCACUGGAGACACUGCUAAUCCAUCGGGACUUGCUGAGGACGCCAGUGUUUGACCAAAUCAUUGACAUGUUGCGUGUAGAACAGGUGAAAAUCCAUGCUGGCCCCAAAUUUGCCUCGUACCUGACAUUCAGCCCUUCAGAGGUGAAAUCUCUCCGCACAGAAUAUGGGGAUCUGGAAUGCUGCAUUGAAGUGGUGGACAGUGCACAGGAUGCUAUUGACCAUAUCCACAGAUAUGGGAGUUCCCACACGGAUGUCAUUAUCACAGAGAACGAAAAAACAGCAGAGUUCUUCCUCCAACACUUGGAUAGCGCCUGUGUGUUCUGGAAUGCCAGCACCCGCUUCUCGGAUGGUUAUCGCUUCGGCCUAGGUGCAGAGGUUGGCAUCAGCACCUCGCGGAUCCAUGCCCGUGGGCCAGUGGGCAUCGAGGGGCUAUUGACCACAAAAUGGCUGCUGCGAGGGGAAAACCACAUUGUUUCUGACUUCUCCGAGCAAGGAAGUAUGAAGUACCUUCAUGAAAAUCUUCCCCUCCCGCACAGGCACACCAACUGAACACCCAAGUGGAGAGUGUGGAGUUUAUGGAGGCUGUUACAGUUUCAGAACUAGUCUGGCAAAGGAGAUGGACCUUUCCUUCCAGACAUGCACCAUUCCUGUACUCUAGGCUUUCUGAGUACUCAGUUGCUCAGUUAACAUGGCGACACACAGGCUGGCUUUUGUGCUUGAGUUCUUUCUCCCACUCUUACUGCAUUGUGUAAAUGCAGGUGCCGAUGUUCGAAGCUCCCUUGCCUGGUAACAGAACCUUGUUCUUGCAGCACAGGAGAAAGAACUCUGCCUGUCCUUACCUUGCUCCAGAAAGUGGGGAGUUUGGGGUUCAGUAGUGGACUUAUUUAUUGAUCUGGACACCUCUUCUUCCAUUCCGAACAUUGCUAGCACUCCCCCCCCCCGACACUUUUUUGUUUUGAGAAAACCUUGGGUAGAGAUUCUUGAUCUUUCUGCUUUCUUUGGAGAUUUAGAAGAUGAAAGUUCAGCUUUACCAGUACGUCUUAUUUAAAAUGAUGAAUCAGCUUAAUAAAUAUUCCAGGUACAUGAUGAAUGGGCUCUAUCCAAGCAACAUUUUUCAUGCUGUUUCCUUUAAUUGCUGGUUGAUGGGGUGGCCUGGGAUCACAGUUAUAUAACUAUGAGGCUAUCAUGACCCUUUUAUGAAUAUUUGUACCAAAUAUUUUUGUUCAUGCAUUUUAUAUGGAAUUUUAUUUCCCUUGAGAAACGGAAAAUAUUUUUCAAACUCCCUGGUUUUCAGAAUAAAACUCCCUUGCAAUAUGA
This is a messenger RNA of Hemicordylus capensis (graceful crag lizard), 3430 nucleotides long. It is a transcript of the gene ALDH18A1, whose product is annotated as aldehyde dehydrogenase 18 family member A1. Gene Ontology annotation, cellular component: cytoplasm; mitochondrion. The coding region runs from base 257 to 2662 and encodes 801 amino acids. NCBI's taxonomy places the organism in Eukaryota, Metazoa, Chordata, Lepidosauria, Squamata, Cordylidae. The record is from RefSeq and is a predicted model, not a curated record. Gene Ontology annotation, molecular function: ATP binding; glutamate-5-semialdehyde dehydrogenase (NADP+) activity; glutamate 5-kinase activity. The transcript is spliced from 19 exons.